Messenger RNA from Eruca vesicaria subsp. sativa (arugula), 708 nucleotides. NCBI's taxonomy places the organism in Eukaryota, Viridiplantae, Streptophyta, Magnoliopsida, Brassicales, Brassicaceae. The record is from the annotation of a GenBank genome assembly.
AUGGUUUUGUGGGUAUUCGGAUAUGGAUCUUUAAUAUGGAACUCGUGUUUCGAUUUUGACGAGAAACUCAUUGGCUAUAUUAAAACUACAAACGCGUCUUCGAUCUUGCUUGUAUUGAUCAUUGAGGAACGCCUGAACAUCCUGCAAGAACUUGCACGUUGGAGCAAUCCACUGGAGCUAUAUUGGGGUGCUGCUUAUUGUGUCCGUGGAGGACCUGAGAAGGAGAAGCUAGCCAUGGAGUAUUUGGAACGAAUUCAAGAGAGUACUGACACCUUCGAACCAAUCUUGACCGGAGUUAUAGUGUAUGUUUGUAACCUCUCCUCUGGUCUCUUAUUUUUCAAGAUUCAAAGUUACAGUCAGUUUUGUGGGUCUCUCUCUUGUGUAGCUUUACGUCAACUCAAGAAAAAAGUGUCGAACAAAUACUACUUAGGCCCUGCUCCAUUGGAAGAGAUAGCGAUGCAAAUAGCCACAGGUUCGGGACCUUGUAGGAACAACCGAGAGUACCUUUUCAAGCUUGAGAGAGCAAUGCACGACAUUGAGCAUGAGGAAACAGCUAAACUUAUCAAAAGAAGUGAAGGCAUUGUUGAAGCCUGUGGUUACUCGUGUGCCCAUCAAAUCUCAGUCUCAAGCUCAUGUAUCCACUCUUCAACGGCUCCUUGCAUCAUGAGAGAUGACAAGCAAAGCAAGCAAUGUCAUGGAGCCAACUAA